Molecule: messenger RNA, 10855 nt
Organism: Myxocyprinus asiaticus (Chinese sucker)
Lineage: Eukaryota; Metazoa; Chordata; Actinopteri; Cypriniformes; Catostomidae
Product: WD repeat-containing protein 81-like
Exons: 12
Coding region: 3671-9865 (2064 amino acids)
Biological process (GO): aggrephagy
Cellular component (GO): mitochondrion
Molecular function (GO): phosphatidylinositol 3-kinase regulator activity; protein binding
Source: RefSeq, a predicted model, not a curated record
UACUUAUCCUCUUGUUUAGUUGUACAUCUGGCCUCCCACAUCUCUUUCUGUCCUUGUUAGAGCCGGUUGUCCUUUGUCUUUGAAGACUGUAGUGUACACCUUUGUAUGAAAUCUUCAUUUUUUGGCAAUUUCAAGCAUUGUAUAGCCUUCAGUCCUCAAAACAAUGAUUGACUGACGAGUUUCUAGAGAAAGCUGUUUAUUUUUUGCCAUUUUUGACCUAAUAUUGACCUUAAGACAUGCCAGUCUAUUGCAUACUGUGGCAACUCAAAAACAAACACAAAGACAAUGUUAAGCUUCAUUUAACGAACCAAAUAGCUUUCAACUGUAUUUGAUAUAAUGACAAGUGAUUUUCUAGUUCCAAAUUAGCAAUUUAGCAUGAUUACUCAAGGAUAAGGUGCUGGAGUGAAGGCUGCUGGAAAUGGGGCCUGUCUAGAUUUGAUUAAAAAUGCCUUUUUUUUUAAAAAAUAGUGACAAUGCUGUUUUUUUUAACAUCAGUAAUGUCCUGACUAUACUUUGUGAUCAGUUGAAUGCCACUUUGGUGAAUUAAAGUACCAAUUCCCUUCCUAAACAGCAAAAUUUGUACAUAAUUCCAAACUUUUGGCCACCAGUGUGUAUAUACAGUUGAAGUCUGAACUUUACAUACACUUAGGUUGAAGUCAUUAAAACUCAUUUUUUAACUACUCCACAGAUUUCAAAUUAGCAACUAUAGUUUUGGCAAGUCGUUUAGCACAUCUACUUUGUGCAUGAAUAAUUUUUCCAACAAUUGUUUACAGACAGAUUGUUUCACUUUUAAUUGACUAUAUCACAAUUCCAUUGGGUCAGAAAUUUACAUACACUAUGUUAACUGUGCCUUUAAGCAGCUUGGAAAAUUCCAGAAAAUGAUGUCAAGCCUUUAGACAAUUAGCCAAUUAGCUUCUGAUAGGCUAAUUGGAGUCAAUUGGAGGUGUACCUGUGGAUGGAUUUUAAGGCCUACCUUCAAACUCAGUGCCUCUUUGCUUAACAUCAUGGGAAAAUCUAAAGAAAUCAGCUAAGACCUCAGAAAAAAAAUUGUGGACCUCCACAUGUCUGGUUCAUCCUUGGGAGCAAUUUCCAAAUGCCUGAAGGUACCACAUUCAUCUGUACAAACAACAGUACAAGUAUAAACACCAUGGGACCACGCAGAAAGGAGACGCAUUCUGUCUCCUAGAAAUUAAUGUAGUUUGGUGCGAAAAGUGCAAAUCAAUCCCAGAACAACAGCAAAGGACCUUGUAAAGAUGUUGGAGGAAACAGGUAGACAAGUAUCUAUAUCUACAGUAAAACGAGUCCUAUAUAAUAACCUGAAAGGCUGCUCAGCAAGGAAGAAGCCACUGCUCCAAAACCACCAUAAAAAAGUCCAGACUACAGUUUGCAAAUGCACAUGGGCACAAAGAUCUUACUUUUUGGAGAAAUGUCCUCUGGUCUGAUGAAGCAAAAAUUGAACUGUUUGGCCAUAAUGACCAUCGAUAUGAUUGGAGGAAAAAGGGUGAGGCUUGCAAGCCGAAGAACACCAUCCCAACCGUGAAGCAUGGGGGUGGCAGCAUCAUGUUGUGGGGGUGCUUUGCUACAGGAGGUACUGGUGCACUUCACAAAAUAGAUGGCAUCAUGAGGAAGGAAAAUUAUGUGGAUAUAUUGAAGCAACAUCAAGACAUCAGCCAGGAAGUUAAAGCUCGGUCGCAAAUGGGUCUUCCAAAUGGACAAUGACCCCAAGCAUACCUCCAAAAUUGUGGCAAAAUGGCUUAAGGACAACAAAGUCAAGGUAUUGGAGUGGCCAUCACAAAGCCCUGACCUCAGUCUGAUAGAAAAUGUAUGGGCAGAACUGAAAAAGCAUUUGCUAGCAAGGAGGCCUACAAACCUGACUCAGUUACACCAGUUCUGUCUGAAGGAAUGGGCCAAAAUUCCAGCAAAUUAUUGUGAGAAGCUUGUGGAAGGCUACCCAAAAUGUUUGACCCAAGUUAAGCAAUUUUAAAGGCAAUGCUACAAAAUACUAACAAUGUGUAUGUAAAUUUAUGACCCAUUGGGAAUGUGAAGAUAAACGCUGAAAUAUAUAAUUCUCUCUACUGUUAUUCUGACCUUUCACAUUCUUAAAAUAAAGUAGUGAUCCUAACUGACCUAAGACAGGGAAUGUUUUCUAAAAUUAAAUGUCAGGAAUUGGGAAAAACUGAGUUUAAAUGUAUUUGGCUAAGGUGCAUGUACAAUUCUGACUUAUAUAUAUUGUGAUGACAACAUUAUCCUCGACAAAUAAUAGUUGCUAGAGUGAAGAUGAUUUGAUCUGCAGACACUUAUACUAUGCAACAUUAUGGACAUUUGACACCCACAUUUACAUUGUCAUUAAUUUACAUAUAUUUUAAUAAGUAUAUUAUGACAAGAAUUGAAUUUUAAUUUAAAAUGUUUUUAUAUUUGAUUUUACAUAUACAGUGUAUUUAUAUUAGAAUACUUUAUAAUUAUUAUAACGUGUAAUGUUUAUUAUUCUUAACAGUGUUAGUUAUAUAGAAAUACACAUGCUACAGGUCAAAAGUUUUAGAAUACAUUUUGAAGACAUUUUUGUUUUUUAAGAAAUUGACACCUUUGUUCACCAAGGAUACAUUAAAUUGAUCAAGAAUUACAGUAAAGACAUUUAUAAAAUUAUGAAUAAUUAUUUCUGUUAAGAUAAGUGCUGUAUUCUUUAAACUUUCUGUUCAUCCAGGAGUCCUCUACUUGUAGCAAUGCAAGUGUUUGGCUUGUACUGUUCAUUGAAGCUGCCAGUUUAGGACCUGUGAAGGGUCUGUUUCUAAAAACUAGAAACUCUGAUGUGCCUCUCUAGGCCAUCCACGUACCUCUUUGUCUUAGAUCCAGUUAGAUUUUUUUUUCUUACAAAACAGUAGUGCAUGAAAUAGCCUUCUCUCAAUCUCUUAAAAGAACAAAAGACUGAUUAAUAAUUAAUUAAUGAGAAAUGUGUUUCUUUUUGGCCAUUUUUAAAACCAAUUUUUUACUUGCAAGUGUAAAGAGACUUGUAAGAAAUGCAAGUCUACUCUUUAUCUUAGCAAAUGAAAAAGACAUUGUAUUGCGAUUUCAUUAAGUAGCGCAACAGUUUUCAACUUUUCUAAUUAUAUAAGUUUCUAGAGUACUGAAUUAGCACUUAAAGGUUCAAUAUGUAACAUUUUUCAUGUAAUAUUCACCUUUUUUUUUUUUUUUUUGACAAUGUGUGAAAGGCUUGUAACGCAAGUUAAAAAAUGAGCCCUUCCUAGGUUGCCUAUUAAAGCCUGUAGACUGAUUUUCAUGCAAAGGGAGCGGGUCGCUUUUGCUGGGAAAAUCCAAAGGAUGUGACAUUUAUGCUUGCCUCAGUGCUUCCGCUAUUCAACAGCAACAACAAACUGCAACACUAGGUAACAUAUCUUAGAGAUGGAAUACAGCAAACGUCCAGCUCACAGCACAACACCGACUCCUACACAAACUCAGAGUAAGCCCAAAAAAACAACAUUUAUCUACUGAAUCCUGUCUGGCUAAGCAGGAACGUGAUUGUGGUCGAGCGAAAAUUAGGUUGAACAUCGGCAGGGCAUUUGAUUCCUGGAAGGACCUUCGUUCGGUUUUUGGGAUCAAAACUGACCCUGAAUUGGCGUUCUUCUUAUUGGACAGGGACCUCCAAGGGCCACAAACCGGUAAACAGACCACGAUCAUGGAGUGGUUAGCACCGACUUUAGAGAGGGACCUGGGUAUUGAUCAGUGGCAGACUAGACCUAGUCAACGGCCUAAUGAACUGGUGGUCCUGGUCCCAACCCGCUGGUUGAUGGCCCUGAGAAACAAGAGAGUUACUCACUGUGCAAGAUACGAGUGCUUCAGUGAAGGGGAAAUCUGCACUCUUCUCCAGCGCUCUCAGAUGAAAUUGCCAUCCGGUUGGACACGUGUUUGUAUCCAAGGCCUUAGGAAGCAUAAACUGGGAUACCGAUUAGCCAAGGAACCAGACUGCCAUGGCGAGGGACUCUCUCAGGACUCUUUCAUGACUCUCAUGCAGGGAGUAUCACAGUCUAAUUUCAGAAAUCUAUGGCAUGAAGCUUACACAAAUCAUGUGCAACCAUAUGCAGAUUCCACAGAGCAGACUCAGGUUGUGGCUAUAGAUGCUGUUCGCCAAGCCUUGCAGAAACUGUUUUGCUGCAGCUUUAUCUCUACUGAUCGUGUAUCACCAUCACUCUCUCCAGCCAAAGAGAAGGAGAAAGAUUGUCCUUUCCCUUCCAGCUCUUCAGCUAUCAAACAAAGUAUUGACAGUUUGUGUCCAAAUGUGCUCCCUGCGGAAUGCUUGCUUGAGUCAGAGGAGGUUUUUUAUGUAGUUUUCCCAUACACGCAGUACACUGUUCAUGACAUUGUCACCUACAGUCCAGCUAAGCUGGCCAACAGCCAUGCUAAGAUAUUGUUCAUUUUGUACCAGCUACUCGUAGCAAUGCGUGAAUGUCAUGCCUCAGGGCUUUUGUGUGGGGAGCUCUCCUUACUUGACAUUGCAGUUGAUGAGCAACUCUGCAGUCGCCUCAAGAUCUCACUGGCACAUUAUGAAAGGUUCGGAGAGUACAGGAAUGCCAUGCCAUGUGCAUUGGGAAGUCAAGUGCCAACAAGUGUUACAACAAAAGACAAUCAGAGUCUUAACAAUUAUGAGAGUGGACAUCUUUGUCAAAAUUGUCUGCAUAAACUCAAAUCUCUGGUCCUAGACUGGGUCCAUGGCCACGUUAGCAACUUUCAUUAUCUAAUGGAGUUAAAUAGACUGGCUGGGAGGCGUGAGGGAGACCCAAACUAUCAUCCAGUUUUACCUUGGGUGGUGGAUUUCACUGUGCCAUACGGAAGGUUCCGUGAUCUCAAGAAGUCAAAAUUUCGUCUAAAUAAGGGUGACAAACAACUGGACUUUACUUAUGAAAUGACCAAAGAGGCACUAGCGGCAGCAGCAGCUAAUGGCAGUGGUGGCAGCAAUUUUGCUUCUGAUCUUAGUGGACCAGGAGGACCUUGUGGUUCAGGACAGUCAGAUCACCUCCAUGUUCCCCAUCACAUCUCCGAUGUGCUAUCAGACAUCACUUAUUAUGUCUACAAAGCUAGACAGACACCUAAAUCUGUACUGUGCAGCCACGUUCGUUCCCAGUGGGAGCCCAAUGAAUAUCCAGCCAGUAUGGAGCGCAUUCAGAGUUGGACUCCAGAUGAAUGCAUCCCAGAAUUCUACACUGAUCCUUCUAUAUUUCGUUCUAUUCACCCAGACAUGCCAGACCUUGAUGUACCUCCAUGGUGUAACUCCUAUGAGGAGUUUAUUGCUGUGCAUAGACAAUUGCUAGAGAGCCGAGAUGUGUCUCAGCAGUUGCACCACUGGAUUGACCUAACAUUUGGCUACAAGCUCUCAGGUAAAGAAGCUAUCAAAGCAAAGAAUGUGUGCUUACAUUUGGUGGAUAACCAUACCCAUCUCACCAGCUAUGGAGUAGUGCAACUAUUUGACCACCCUCACCCACCUCGCCUUGCACCUUACCAGUAUUCACCUCCAGAACCUCCUCACUUUGGUCCUGUCAGUGUAACGACAUGGCAUAUUCCACCACUUGAGACUACAAUGGAUAGUGUGGAUGGAUUGGUCCCAGAGGCAACAGGAUGUGAAUUCAGUGGUUGGUCAAUGGUUGGCCGUGAUGAGCUUGAGCAAGGAAUGGAAGCCCUUGACCUAAGUGGAUCAGUAUCAUCAGCUACUUCUGUUCCAAUCCCAUUGGUUGGUUCCUCUGGUGGAAAAACUGCCAGUGAGAAUGCCGCUUUGGCCAUUUCUCCCUCUCAUGGUUCUUUCCCCGGAGAAACAACAGUAAAUGUCACAAAUAAUCUGGGUUCCGGUAUCAGAGCAUCCAUGCUUCAGAGACCUGCUCCUGUUAGUAAAAAGCCAGAGGUGUCUAAUUUUGAGGAUUUCAAGAUAAGCCUUCCAGAGGGAUUCAAACCUUUUCAGCCUUUGGAAGAGUUAGAGAAGCUUAACAACUUCCUGGUGAAAGGGCUACAUUCUCAAGUCCAACAUACAAUGAAUCUUGAGAUGAACAAGAAUGACGUGAGACCUGUACUCAAAUCUCCUCUGUCAUUCACAGACCUUUUCCAGAGAGAUAUGCAAGCCUUGGGUGUCCUCAUCGCUGAGAUGUUUUAUUCCUCUAAACUUCAAGGAUUGGGCCCAGGCACACAUCUGAGUGAUCGCUUUCAAGCAGUAUUGAAGUUGUGCUCUACAAACCUUCGUGAUGUUCCUCUACCACUUCAUCAUGCACUGGAAACUCUUCUGCAGAUCCACAAGCACUCUUUUAAGACGGAAUCACUCACAUUACACUCACUAGGACUGCCAUUUCUUUUCAGGUAUGACCCUGUAUAUGAAGGUCUUCCACCACCAAACCCUUGGCAACUGCUUAGUCCUGUUCUUUCCCCUCUACCCUUUCCAGCAUAUUUUGCAACACUCCAUAGAUUCAUAUUCACCUACUACUCCAAGAUAGAGUCCAUCAACAGUGUUCAGGGUCGUGACAUUGUAUUCAGUCUAUGGCAGCAGCUGGAGACACUUCUAAAGGGUGACAUCACUGCAGAGGGGCUCGAAAUUCUUUUGCCAUUUGUGCUUGCAUUGAUGUUAGAGGAAUCAACUGCAGUAUAUGCUGCCUGGUACUUAUUUGAGCCCGUGUCAAGGGUUCUUGGGCCACGCAAUGCCACCAAGUACUUACUCAAACCUUUGGUGGGGGUAUAUGAGAAUCCCAGAUGCCUUCGAGGUCGUUUCUACCUCUACACAGAUUGCUUUGUGCUGCAGCUUAUUGUUAGGCUUGGCCUACAGGCAUUCCUUUCAAAUCUUCUUCCUCAUGUUCUGCAGAUCAUUACAGGAUUUGAUGGUUGCAAUAGAGGCACAGGGUCUCAAUGGGAGGGCCUUAAAGUUUUAAGGGGAGCUGCUGGUGCCGUAGAUGAGGAAGAGGAGGACUUUGAGUGUGAGGAUGGCAGGUCGUCUGCUGCUACAUCAACUGGGAAAGUCGGAGGGGGCAGUGGAGGUGGUAGUGGAGGUGCUGUCGGAGACCAAGGACUUGCAGAUUAUUCCUCAGGCAUCAGUCUUAAUGACCAGGUUUUUCUGACUGAAGGUGAGGACUUUCAGAAUGGCUUUUAUGUGAAUAAUAGUGCAUCCGGAGCAGCAACAGGACUGGCUGCUAAACAGCAGAGCCAAAGCUUUGUAAACAAAGACCAAGACCAGGAAUCUCUCAGUGUGGGGAAGCUCAGUGACAAAAGCAGUGCUAGUGAGGUGUCCAUUGGAGACCGUGCAAGUUUAAAGUCUGUUGACAGCAGUCCGGAUCUGAAGCAAGCUAGUGAUGGUGAGGAUGGUGGAGAGCUUGAGGAUGAGGAGGAGACAGAAGAUGACAGAGAGAUUACAGUGCAACGGGUGCCCAGUCUAGAGAUGACUCUUUCAGUCUGCACAGAGGACUCUGAGGGAACUGUGGCUACUCUUGAGGGAGACAUCAUGAAUGGAAUGGUGCAAGGAGAUGCAGAGAAAAACAUGGAGGAAGAAGACACUGAACAUGACACUUUAGAGGAUUCUGAAGAAAAAGAACACAAGAUAUUGUUAGACACUGUUUGCAAAACUGUUAGAUGGCUGUCUGCAAAACUGGGGCCAACACUGACAUCUCGAUACAUAGCUAGGCACCUGCUGCGGCUCCUUACUACUUGCUACAUAGGUCCUGAAAAACACCAGUUCGUGUUAUCUGGGAAUGAGGAGAAUAGCCUUGAGAGUGUUGGAAGCGUAUAUGAGAAGAAGCCAGUUGUUGGCGACCAGACUGCACGACCUGUCCUUGAGAGUCUUAUUUACAUGGCGCAUCUCUACGGAGAACCAGUGUUGACUUACCAAUAUCUUCCCUACAUUGGUUACCUGGUCUCUCCACCUUCGUCUUGUCGCUUAAACACUCGAAAGGAGGCAGGGCUUUUGGGUGCUGUGGUACUCACUCAAAAGAUUAUAGUGUUCCUGUCAGACACCACUCUGAUGGACAUGCUGAUGAAGAUUAACCAGGAGGUUCUGCUGCCUCUUCUGGAUUUGUUAACCUCAGCUAAGAUGGGCUUUCCCAGUGGAGUGCAGACUCGUUCUGCUGUGUGUUUGAAGACCCUGAGCCUCAUUGCACUGAUCUGCCUCCGUAUUGGCCGAGAGAUGGUACAGCAGCACAUGGCAGAAACACUCUGCAGGUUCUUCCAGGUUUUCUCCUUAUUGCACAGUCUACAAAAUCAGAUGGGAAGUGCCCCACGUAGGGAGGUUGGAGACAGCACAUACCUGGAUGUGUGCAUUCCAGAUGGAACAAUAGUUACUUGUGAGCUUGGAGUUUUGGAGCAACUCCAGGCUGUGUUUAAUCCUGAAAUGGCUUAUGCAUCUUACAUUCCAUUCUACUGUCUCAUUGGUGAUGCAGCGAUUCGCAAACUAGUUACCAACUAUGAGCUUGUGUGGAGCCUGGCUCAAUCAUUUCAUGAGAGAGCAAGUCCAGGUAGCCCGGAAGCCAACCCACCUGGGGGCCAAAGAGCAUCCACUAUGGGCUUGUCUCCUAGUACGCGCCGCCAGAUGGGGCGCAGUCCCAUUCCUGCUCCCUCCUCCACUUCCACACCACUAGGUGGAGACAUCAUGCCUGAGUCAGGUACUUUUGGCAGCCAUCUAGUUGGAAACCGUAUCCAGGUACCCCGGGACACUGAGGUCUGUGGGAGUCCUAACUUGUCCUCUGUAGAAACAUGGGGAUGGCCUUAUGGUAGCCAUGCUCCUCAGACGAGUCUAGCCACCACUGCACUUUCCUCAGCCGGACCUUCCUUCUCUCUUUCCUCAUCCUCCUGGGUCAUGGGACCCACUCCAGAGGAUAGCGCCCUGAAACAGGACCUCUCUCGCAGUAGCCGCUCCUUGCAGGGUAACUGGCUUGCAUACUGGCAGUAUGAGAUCGGUCUGAACCAGCAGGACUCGCAUUUCCAUUUUCACCAGAUCCGACUUCAGAGUUUCCUGGGCCACUCGGGCACAGCUAAGUGUCUUGCCCCACUAGCAAUGGAAGACUACUUCUUGUCCGGGAGUAAAGACAAAACAGUGAAGCUGUGGCCGCUAUAUAACCACGGUGAUGGCACACGAGAGGUUAAACCACGGCUCACGUACACAGAACACCGCAAAUCUGUGUUUUACGUUGGCCAGCUGGAAGCCUUGCAGGAAGUUGUGAGCUGUGAUGGCACUGUGCAUCUCUGGGAUCAAUUCACAGGUAAAAAUAUUCGUUGUAUUGAAGCUCUGGAUGGGAAGAACCCUAUCACGGCUGUCACCACUAUGCCUGCUCCUCACUGCAGUGUCAUGUUUGCUAGCGCUGACUCUGUGCUCCGUUUCAUAGACCCACGCAAACCUGGCUUACAGCAUGAGUUCCGCCUGGCCUACAGUAACAUGAGCGCAGGGCUGAUCCGCUGCCUUGCUGUCAGCCCUGGUGGACGCACUGUGGCGGCAGGUUUCUCCACUGGAUUCAUAGUGCUAUUAGAUGCAAGAACAGGCCUUGUGCUUAGAGGCUGGCCUGCUCAUGAGGGUGAUAUACUGCAAAUGAAAGCAGCAGAGGGAAAUUUGCUGAUUAGCUCCUCUUCAGACCACACAUUGUCUGUUUGGAAGGAUGUGGAGCAUAAGCCCCUACACCAGUACAGAACUCCAUCUGACCCAAUCCAUGCAUUUGAUCUUUAUGGUGCUGAGAUUGUGGCAGGCACUGUUGCCAACAAGAUUGGGGUGUAUUCCAUUCUGGACAACACAGCCAACCUGGCAGGAUGCACCAAACUGAGCUCAGAAAACUUUCGUGGGACCCUCACAAGUUUGUCUGUGCUGCCUACCAAGAGACUUCUGCUGCUCGGCUCUGAGAAUGGUGCCAUCAGGCUACUGGCUUAAACAAAAUCUUUAGAGUAUUUUAAGGGUCUGCUAUUGUGUUGCUUUUUCAGAAGACUAUAUUCUCCCUGUGCCAAUUCUGGCUGCUUGCCCAGAAUGAAACAAGCUUGAUAUGCCAACCAUGCACAAUGAAAUUUGCUUCAUAAAGGUAGCAAGCCUGAUAUUUUGAUUUUAACCUCUCUGAAAGAGGAUUUAAAACCUCACUUUAGUAACUGACCAAAACAGAAUAUUGCCUGUAAUUCUUACAAUCAACAUUUUUACAAAAUUGAAUUUUUAAGGUUUAUGUAUAACUUAUAACUGCACUAGCUGCUGUUUGUAUCUAAUGAUAAACUGUUAUAUUCUGUUAAAAAAGGCAACUGAAUGGUGAAUGGAUGAGAUGAGCUGCUCAGGAUUGUAGAUCUAAGUGUGGUGCUAGUGUAGUGUUAACUAAUCACCACACUGAGAUUCACAGGUCAGACCAUGUUAAUCAUAUCACAUGAUUCCAUUCACCAGACUUACUUAGCAACUAUGCAGUAUUAAUGGUAGACAUUUAUAAUGCUCCAUGUUUUGGCACCUUCUUUCUAUACAAUGCACUGCAUUUCUACAUCAAUGGACAAUACUGAAUAGAUGAACGUGAUCAAAAUGUGACCUUGGUCAAGUCCGAGAUGACUCAUCUUUCUGUUACUGUACACUGAUUGUAAGUUUAAACUCCAGAUAUGCAAAGGAGGAUUUCCUGAAUCCUGAGCUUGGACCUUCUACUAGACUAUAUAGAUAAAUUUGAUGCUGUAUUAACCUUAUCUUGAAUGAUGUAGUAAUUCACCCUUGAUAGUCAUAACAACCCCUUGUCAAAUGACAGAUGUUACAUUUUACACACAAAUAUGUAUGUUUGUAUAUACAUACAUUUAUAUUCUGUAUGAAUAUAUAUAUAUAUAUAUAUAUAUAUAUAUAUCUUACAGUAUAUAUACACUCACUGGCCACUUUAUUAGGUACACACCUGUACAUCUACUUAUGCAU